AUGGUGUUGGCGGAAGUAGCUCUCGCGUUUGAACAAGGAGAGGCUGGGAUAUUUUUUAGAGACAAUGAGUUCUUUGGCCGGCUUGUGAAUACUUUCAGCAAUGUCAGCAACUUGUUUUCAUUCACACCCGUCCGGGUGAAGGAGGUAUCCUUGGCAGAAGAAUCUCGGAAACGUGUGCAGGAGGAUAGGAUAGUCCUAUAUGACAACCAAUCAAGUCAUUCGGACUGUCUUCUCAUUAAUCCUCAGAAUCAAAGACAGCUUCCGGGAAGGGAGGGAUAUUUUCCCAUCUUCACUCUCAAAGGUGGCCACCCCUUCAUUAGGAGCAACCAUUUUCUUUUUCAGCUAGACAAUGAAGCAGAGGCAAAUGAGUACUUCAGUACUUAUGUAAAACAGUUGCGACCAUUUUAUGAGAGCUGCCGUGAGCCUUUGUCAUUGGAAACUUUGCAGCAACUGACAGAUUGUUUUCGAAGCCACCCCAGCUGGUCGUUGGCUCACAUAGCAGUAGAGGUGGAACUUCUGGAGAGCUUCCGACAUAAUCAUAUUCUGAGCUGCAUAAACAGCAAUAGUGCUGACAAUGAAUGCACUCCACUGCACUUAGCUUGCCAGAAAGGAAACCUUAAUUGUCUACGAGAAUUGGUGAAUGAGUGCCAUGCCCGGCUAGAUCUCACAGACAAAAAUGGAGACACGGUCUUUCACUAUGCUGUCCGAGGGACAAACCCGAAGAUCAUUGAGCUCCUGGGCAAGAAGGCCACUGCUGGUUUGGACCACCUGAAUGACGAAGGGCAGAGCCCGUUGCACUUGGCUUGCCGACUGGGCAAAGAAGAUUUUGUUCUCUCUCUUUUGAAGGUUAAUGCCAAGUGCAAUAAUUUGGGGCCACUGGGCUACCCCAUCCACACCGCUAUGAAACACUCCCAGAAAAAAUGUGCAGAGGCUCUUCUAGAUAAAGAGAUCAAUCAGAUUCAAUUGGUGGAUCCACGCUAUGGGGCCACACCCCUUCAUUGGGCCAGAAAUGCGGAGAUGACUCGGCUUCUUAUUGAAUAUGGCUGUGAAGUCAAUGUCCUCAGUGCAACAGGGGAGUCAGCCCUGCACAUUGCUGUGCGGCGUGGGCGCUUUGAUUGCGUAAUGGUGUUGCUGACCCAUGGAGCCAUAACCAACAGCAAAGGGAAGGAUGGGAACACACCACUGCACCUGGCCAUGCAGCAAGACCACUUAGAAACAAUCAAGGCCCUUAUUGUAUUUGGAGCAGAUGUGGAUGUCCCCAAUGACUUAGGGGAGACUCCGGGCUUGUUGGCGGCCAGAAUGAGCAAAGGUGCCAACCGGAAAAUACUCUUAGACCUGCUGAAACUUGUAGGGACUGACCGCUUCCACCCACCUGGUUCAGCACCAUCACCAUCAUCAUCAUCUACUUCCACCAUCCCAGAACGACCAUGGAGCACUAGCCAGAACCUAGAAUAUCAGAACAUUCUCCAUGUCUCUACAACACUUAAUUCCACGGUGAAAAAAACAGAUGUGAUGGACUCUGGCAGAGUCCAAGACCGUCUCUUGAGUCUGGAUGGUGGAGGUGUCCGGGGUGUGGUGCUCAUCCAGUUUCUCAUUGCUAUAGAGAAAGCAGCAGGGCGUCCUGUCAGAGAGCUCUUUGACUGGGUAGCUGGGACUAGCACAGGGGGAAUUCUGGCCAUCUCUGUUGUACAUGGGAAACCCAUGGAUCACAUGCGGUGCUUGUACUUCCAAAUGAAGGAUGAGGUGUUUCGUGGGUCGCGGCCUUAUGAGUCAGUGCCUCUUGAGAAUUUCCUUAAGAAGGAGUUUGGAGAACAUACAAAAAUGACUGAUGUCAAGAAUCCUAAGCUCAUGUUGACAGCAACUUUAUGUGACCGGCAGCCUGCUGAGCUCCACCUGUUCCGGAAUUAUAAUAUGCCAGAAGGGAGAAGCAAAUCUCCUACCAAGGUGACAAGCUCAUUUCAACCGAUGACCAAGCCAGAAGAUCAGCUGGUGUGGCAGGCUGCCCGUUCCAGUGGAGCUGCACCUACCUAUUUUCGACCCUUUGGACGGUUUCUGGAUGGAGGGUUGCUGGCCAACAAUCCAACCUUGGAUGGCAUGAGAGAAAUCAAUGAUUAUAACAAGCACUUAAUCCGAAAUGGUCAGGGCCACAAGGUGAAGAAGUUGGGAGUGGUGGUCUCUCUUGGGACUGGCAAGGCUCCGCAAGUGCCUGUAAGCUCUGUGGAUGUCUUUCGCCCAUCCAACCCUUGGGAACUGGCCAAGACUGUCUAUGGGGCUAAAGAACUGGGCAAACUAGUGGUGGAUUGUUGCACUGAUCCAGAUGGUCCAUGUGUUGACCGUGCAAGAGCUUGGUGUGAUAUGAUAGACGCCAACUAUGUCAGGUUCAACCCUCCCUUGGAAAUGGAUGUAAUGCUGGAUGAAGUAAGCGACGCAAUCUUGGUGAACCUGCUGUGGGACACUCAGCUCUAUAUUUAUCAACACUGGAAUCAGUUUGAACGCUUGGUACAAUGGCUCCAGAAUCCAUGAUGCUUUGCAAGACUCUGUGGGAGCACCAUUGUGUGUCUACAGUGAUGGUUUGGAAUAUUCUCAAGGAAUGGAUUCCGCUGCAGUCUGGCUUCCCUCUUAUCUUCAUAUCAGGAUAUCAAGUGAAAGAAUUUGAGGUUUCCACUGGCUGAAAUGCCUUUUCAGCUGCCAUAAUCUGUGGACUUGUAGUGACUGCUCUUUCUCUGUAUGUCACUACACAGCAGCGCUCUGGUUCCUGAAUUUCAUUUUUACCAUGGCAUUACGUGCUAUCAAAACUGAUCAAAGUUGGACCAUCUUUCUCCUUUCUUGGCAUAUGAAACCAGUUGUGUUUUCUAUAACUCUUUGGUUCAAUGAUAGCAUUUUUUCUGUCCGAAAUUUGACAUCAGCAGUUUAGAUUUUAAUUGCCUGUUCCUCCAUGUUUUCUGGUCAAAUUCAGAGUUUCUGUUGUAUGGAGAUCUAAAGUUAUUUCCCACAUACGUCAGAGCUGCUCUCCUGAAAUUUAUUUUUGGCACUGAGGACUGCAGGGAGAAUGCACAUAAUUGGAUAAAUGCUUUUUCAUAGAUGACACCUUUUGUUCAUAUUUGCACACUGACAGAGAUACGGAAGGCUUCCUGCCUCACAGUACAAAUAUAUUUUCUCAAAAGAAUGAUUAGUGUUUGUCAGAUCAAAAACCAAGGGGAAACCUCCUAUAGACAGUCUGUGGUUAUACUCAUUUCAAUGUCCUGUUUCCUCAAAUAUAUGUUUUAUUAUUUAGGGGGGAAAUAGCCACUCAUCCAUGGCUUUUUUAAAAGGCCAGGAUGGAUUUAAAGAGCUGCUAUACAUGAUAACUUUAAUGUUUUUUGCUGUCUGACUUAUUUAAUUCAGUAGAUUUAUUCAAUCCAAUAGAAGAUACUAGUAAAAUGUCUAGAUUAAUUUGAAAUCUGAGAGGUGGCUUUCCCCCCUUCCCUUAUUGCUUUUGUACACUAGUCUGGUGAAAGUGAAACUGGUGAAACUGGUGAAAUUGUUGUGGUGUUAACUGUGGUAUCUUCACAAAACUGACUCAGUAUUUAAUAAAAGGAGGAUUAUUUGAAA
This is a messenger RNA of Sceloporus undulatus (fence lizard), 3591 nucleotides long. It is a transcript of the gene PLA2G6, whose product is annotated as phospholipase A2 group VI. Lineage: Eukaryota; Metazoa; Chordata; Lepidosauria; Squamata; Phrynosomatidae. Gene Ontology annotation, biological process: cardiolipin acyl-chain remodeling; positive regulation of ceramide biosynthetic process. The record is from RefSeq and is a predicted model, not a curated record. Gene Ontology annotation, cellular component: mitochondrion. Gene Ontology annotation, molecular function: protein binding.